Rhizoctonia solani is the source of this 516-nucleotide messenger RNA. Its product is annotated as membrane-associating domain protein. Bases 1 to 516 code for a protein of 171 amino acids. The transcript has 7 exons. Lineage: Eukaryota; Fungi; Basidiomycota; Agaricomycetes; Cantharellales; Ceratobasidiaceae. The record is from RefSeq and is a predicted model, not a curated record.
AUGGGUCUCUCUACGCACGUCCGUCGCGGUCAUCCCAUCACCUUUGGGCUCCUUAUAUUCUUUGGAAUUAUCGAAGGCUCCAUUGCAACAUGGCUCACGGCCCGGUACAAGCAGCAUCGGAACUGGCUCAGCAUUUCUGUUCGUGACCGAACCCAUCUUCUCUUGUUCACAAGCUGGUGGACCGUGCUCCUCUCAGGUAGGCCACCUGAUGCUGUGUUGGCGUUGCCGUUAGCACUGACUAGGCUUGCUAGCGCGCUCGUUCACCUAAUCUUCCUCGGAAUUACUUGGGUAUUCUGGACAGCGGGCGCCGCAUCUAUAACGGCCAGCAUGGGCGGCGGCAUCAAUUGCUCACGCGUCGCGGAACAGGUUACCUAUUGCAACCAAUUGAAUGCGUUGAUGGGGUUCGCAUGGGUCGAAUGGGUCUUGACGACUUUUGCACUUUUUGUGGUCAUCAUUUGUGCCGUCCGCUCGGCACGCCGUGGUGAUGGAACCCGUGGCGCUCUCGUCGUUGACUAG